This is a messenger RNA of Nematolebias whitei (Rio pearlfish), 3248 nucleotides long. RefSeq names its product testis-expressed protein 2. The record is from RefSeq and is a predicted model, not a curated record. Gene Ontology annotation, molecular function: lipid binding. Gene Ontology annotation, cellular component: endoplasmic reticulum. The transcript is spliced from 12 exons. Bases 72 to 3248 code for a protein of 1058 amino acids. NCBI's taxonomy places the organism in Eukaryota, Metazoa, Chordata, Actinopteri, Cyprinodontiformes, Rivulidae.
GCAGCCAGAUGAAUCCCUGGCUGGACUGUAUGGCACCGAGUACCCAAGACUGACUCAGUAGGACCUCUGAAAUGACCAGCCAGCAGCCGAGCCAUGCAGAAAGCUCUAAGUUCACGGAUAAACAGCCGCCCGCUGGGGGCCCCAGGCUCCAUGUCCAGCCAUCACGGUCAAAGGAGAACAUUACCAUCCACUUCUCAUUCGGGAAAGAGAAAGAGGAGGAGGAGGAAGAGGAGCUUGAGCUGUACACUGCGUCAGUCCCCACUUGCUCAGCCGCUCUGAAAGAUUCAAACGUUGUGACAGCUGUAGAAGCGAGUGAGGACAUGUUUGAAGGGGGUCCUCUGGACUCUGCAGCUGAGGUUGCUGAGAUUCCUGAAUCAUCCGGAUUUUCUCCCAGUUCUGGAAAUCACACUAACCAUUCCCCACCACAUACUCUAUCUUCACGUGUCCCCGAGCAUAAACCCUUGACUGUCGGUUCUUCUCCCAUAAAAUCUUUGAGCUUUCCCUCCGGUGACAAAUCGUUUUUAAGUAUGGUAAAGUCCUGUUCUUCUGACGUCGAGUCUCGUGAUGGCAUCUCUUCUGCUCCAGCUCCUUCUGUAAGACACAGACCUCUCAUGAAAAACCUUGUCAAAUCGUUAUCAUCAGAUACAUCCCAGGAUCCACCCCCCUCCUCUAUAUCUUCCCGUCUUCCCGAACCUCGCCUUAACCUGCAACUCUUUAAGCAAUUUGCACAAUCCAGGCUGCCGUCUGCUGCCGUGACAUCAGCAAGCGAUUCUAAAACUGCCCCGUGUUCGCCGUUAACUUCACCAGACAACCGGAGCUUCUUCAAAGUCUCUGAGGUUGAAGCGCGAUUUGAAGACACCAGACGCCGUCUCACCGAGGCCAUUUCUGAGCCACUCCAGUUGCUGAGUAAGAUCAUGGAUGAGAAGAGUGGAGGAUUAAGUGUCGGCAGUAUUUACCGGCCCAAAGUGCUUUCUGCCAGCGCCACAGAACUCUCCACCAUCGCCUCAAUCAAUGACCACCUGGAGAGCAACAACAAUUACUGUAUCAAAGAGGAAGAAGGUGACGCAGAGGCCGAAAGCCCCAACAGCUGGACCUCUGUUACACCUGAGUCACCUAACGACCCCUCUGCCAACACUAAGAGCCCGACCAAAUCCUCCUCACUGUCCAUGUCUGCUCUUGCGAAACAGGAGGACGAGGACUUCUGCAUCCUGAACAGUGAAGACUUUGAGACUUGUACUGACACCGAGGGGUCAGAUGGAAUUACUCAAACCGGGAGUCAACUGCUGCCAAGUGAUGGUUCUGACCCAAACUGUGACGAUGAAUGUGAAGACACUAAGCCAGCACCCGAUGUCCCGUACUAUUCUCUCAUAGUCUUUACCUUCCUCGUCUAUGGGUUCUUUGUUUUACCUUUGCCCACGUACAUUGGAGGGCUGCUGCUUGGAGUCUGGCUAGGAUUCUUUGUAGCCAUCGGCGUCAUGUGGCUGACGGGACCAAAGCGCUCUGGAGAUGAAGUCGGACAUUCCAGAAACCGGGGGAAGCUGUGGAAUAUGACCAAGCUGGAUAUUAAAGAGCCAGAAAUCUACAAGGGCUGGAUGAACGAGAUUUUGAACUACGACCCCGAGACGUACCACGCGACGCUGACGCACUCCGUGUACGUCCGCUUGGAGGGCCCCAUCAUCCGUUUGUCCAAACCCAACCGCAACGUCGCUCGCCGCGCAACGCACAAGGAGCAAAAACCUGACGUGACCUACGUCAGCCAGAAGAUCUAUGACCUUACCAACAGUAACGUGUAUUUAGUGCCUCAGAAUCUGGCCAGGAAGCGAGUAUGGAACAAAAAAUACCCCAUCUGCAUCGAACUUGCCAAACAAGACGACUUCAUGUCAAAGGCGGAGGGGGUGGGGGGCAAUCAGGCCACAAGUUCAAGAGACAACGGAGCACAGGAGCAACAAUCCCCGUCGUCUGCCAGAAGGUGCCUGACCCUGUACCUGUUUGGGAGGACUGGGAGGGACAAAGAGGAAUGGUUCCAGAGGUUCUUGUCGGCCUCUAAUGCCAGAGUUGAGUUAAAGAAAGCCUCCUGUGUUGGGAGCAGUAAAAAGACCUCAAUCUCUCACAGCCGCAGCAGCAGCCGCAGCAGCCUCAAUGAGAUGCUGGCAUCUCAGAUGAAGUCAAAGGACUCUGCGCCCCCGUCGUCAGCAGCAGGCAGUGCCAAAAGCAAACCUCCGUUAGACUACGCUGUCUACAUGGGAUCCUUUCUGCCAAAGCAGGCGGCAGUCUGCCCCACAGCUGCCAGCGCCGCUUCCAGUCUGCAGAGCAGCCCCGGGGCUGAUAAGAAGUUUCAGGGGACCUCUUCCGCUCAGGUGCAGCCCCAGGGAGAGGAGGAAGAGGAGGAUUCUGUUGCCUGGGUGAACGCAGCCCUCGGUCGGCUCUUCUGGGACUUUCUGACCGAGCCCUACUGGGCCGAAGUGAUUUCAAAGAAGAUCCAGAUGAAGCUCAGCAAGAUUCGACUGCCUUACUUCAUGAAUGAAUUAACCCUGACAGAACUGGACAUGGGCUCAGCCAUCCCCCGGAUCCUUGGGGCGUCUGCACCUUACAUCGACCAUCAAGGUCUGUGGUUCGACUUGGAGGUCUCCUACAGCGGCUCCUUCCUGAUGACUCUGGAAACCAAGAUGAUCCUUCACCGCCUGGGGAAGGAGGGAGAGAACCUCCGCAUAGGGGAGUUUGGCAAAGACGGGUACAGGCCUCGGACUUACUGCCUGGCUGCCAGCGAUGAAGAGUCAUCCAGUGCCGGCUCGUCAGACGAAGAGGACACGUCGGAUGUCUCCAAUGAUUUACCUGGAGCAGAGGGUUUGGUGGGGGGACACAAACCGAGCAAGAUCAUGCGUUUUGUGGACAAGAUUGCCAAGUCCAAAUACUUCCAGAAGGCCACAGAGACGGAGUUUAUCAAAAAGAAGAUGGAGGAGGUGUCCAACACCCCCUUGCUGCUCUCCGUGGAGCUCCAGCAGCUCCGAGGAAGGCUGGCGGUCAACAUUCCUCCUCCUCCCACUGACAGAAUAUGGUACGGCUUUAGGACUCCACCUCACCUGGAGUUAAAGGCUCGGCCUAAACUUGGAGAAAGAGAAGUCACUCUGGCUCACGUUACUGACUGGAUAGGGAAAAAACUAGAACAGGAAUUCCAGGAUUCAUUAGUGCCACAGCCUGAUGACCUUGACCCCGAGCCUGACCCCGACCUCAGUAUGGCCGGUGAAUAA